This is a messenger RNA of Penaeus indicus, 2587 nucleotides long. Its product is annotated as cysteine sulfinic acid decarboxylase-like. Gene Ontology annotation, cellular component: cytoplasm. Gene Ontology annotation, molecular function: pyridoxal phosphate binding; carboxy-lyase activity. The record is from RefSeq and is a predicted model, not a curated record. Bases 151 to 1731 code for a protein of 526 amino acids. Gene Ontology annotation, biological process: carboxylic acid metabolic process. The transcript has 11 exons. Lineage: Eukaryota; Metazoa; Arthropoda; Malacostraca; Decapoda; Penaeidae.
UUUUUUGAGCCGAGUGAUUGCCAAAGGAACUCAGUAUCUCACGUAUACUCAGUGCUUGUGGUCGUUCUUUUAACCUUGCUUGCUUGCUUGUUUGGUCCUCUUGCGUUGGCUUCGAUAAGCCGCGCCUCCGCAUCUCCCUUCCCCGCCACCAUGUUCGCCACCAUGAACGGAACAGCGCAAAACUCGAAGAAAUCGCCGCCGGAAAUCGCGCUGACCAACGGAACAGUCAACGGAGUUUCGGCCAAGAACGGAGCGGCGGAGAACGGACAGGAGAACGGACAGGAGGAAGGGGGGGAACUCCUGCAGAAGGUCCUGGAGAUCGUCUUGCGGGAGAAAAUCGUGACGGGGAUCGACGCGUCGGGGAAGAAAGUGAUCGAGUUCAAGCAGCCCGAGGAACUGAAGAAACUGUUCGACCUGCGAGUGGGUCAAGACGGCUGUUCCCCCGACGAGGCGCACGCCCUUCUUGAACAGGUGGUCCGGUACAGCGUGAAGACAACCCACCCGCAUUUCUACAACCAGCUGUACGCGGGCAUUGAUGAAGUGGCGUUGACCGGGGCUUGGCUCACCGAGGCCCUCAAUACAAAUCAAUACACGUUCGAGGUGGCGCCCGUGUUCAUGCUGGUGGAACACGAGGUCAUCCGGCAGCUGGUGGAGCUCUACGGCUUCGAUGACGGAGAUGGCAUCUUCGCUCCGGGUGGCAGCAUGAGCAACAUGUACGCGAUGGUCCUCGCGCGCUACAAGAGGAACCCGAAUGUCAAGAAGACCGGCGUCUUUUCCCUCAAGCCGCUUAUUGUUUUCACGUCCGAUCAGGGUCACUACUCCGUCAGCAAGAGCGCCUCCUGGCUGGGCAUCGGCAUGGACCACGUCGUGCCCGUAGCCACCGACGACCAAGGCAGGAUGAUCCCCGAGGCUCUCCGGAAGGCGGUGCAGAAGGCCCGGGAGCAGGGAGGGGAUCCGUUCUUCGUCAACGCCACCGCCGGGAGCACCGUCUUCGGCGCCUACGACCCCCUUGAUCAGCUGGCCGAUGUUUGUGCCGAAGAAGGAUUGUGGCUGCACGUGGAUGGUUGCUGGGGAGGCGCCGUUAUUCUCUCUAAGAAGUACAAACACCUCGUCUCUGGAAUCCACAGGGUAGAUUCAGUCGCCUGGAACCCUCACAAGAUGUUGGGCGCAGCGCUGCAAUGUUCAGCGUUCGUUACCAAGCACAAGGGGCUCCUCCACCAGUGCAACUCGGCGCGGGCGUCCUACCUCUUCCAGCAGGACAAGUACUACGACGUGAGCUACGACACGGGCGACAAGAGCGUCCAGUGCGGGCGCAAAGUGGACGCCUUCAAGCUAUGGCUCUCGUUCAAGCUGCACGGCAUGGAUGAGCUCGAGAGGAGGGUCGACGCCGCCUUCGCCGCCUCCAGGUACUUGUGCGAGCAGGUGAAGGUACGAGAGGGCUUCCGCCUGCUGCAGGAACCCCAGUGCACCAACGUGUGCUUUUGGUUCAUCCCGCCCAGCCUCAGGAACCUGCCCGAGACCCCCGAGUGGUGGGUGAAGCUGUCUAAGGUGGCGCCGCAGCUGAAGGAGCGCAUGGUACGCGACGGGUCCCUGAUGGUCGGCUACCAGCCCGUCGCCUCCAAGGGCCUCGUCAACUUCAUCAGGAUGGUGACCACGUGCACGCCCACGCCUACGCGCGCCCACAUGGACUUCGUGCUGGAUGAGUUCGAGAGACUCGGAGCUGAUUUAUAAUCAAGGGGUUAGAAGAGGGGAGGAGGGGGGGGGGAAGAAAGGGAAAAGAAAAGGAGGUUAAAAUGAGAAAGGGAACGAGACAAAGAGUCAGAAAGAAAAAUGGCUCAAUUAAGAAUAGAACAAGAGAAAAUCUGUGACUACAGGUAUAUGCGCACAUAUAUGUAUGUGCAUGUAUAUAUAUAUAUAUAUAUAUAUAUAUAUAUAUAUAUAUAUAUAUAUAUAUAUAUAUAUAUAUAUACAUAUAUAUACAUACAUAUAUAUAUAUAUACGUACAUAUAUAUAUACAUAAAUAUAUAUAUAUGUGUGUGUGUGUGUGUGUGUGUGUGUGUGUAUGUGUGUGUGUGUGUGUGUGUGUGUGUGUGUGUGUGCGUGCAUGUAUGCGUGCGUGCUUGCGUGCGUGCGUGCGUGUGCGUGCGUGCGUGUGUGUGUGUGUAUGUGUGUGUAUACAUAUAUAUAUAUAUUCAGUAUAUAUAUAUAUAUAUAUAUAUAUAUAUAUAUAUAUAUAUAUAUAUAUAUAUAUAUAUAUAUAUAUAUACUGAACAUGCACAUACGCAGUGAUAUAUGUCUAUAGUAAUAUACAAAGUAUUAGAAAAACUGAGAUGAAUUAUAUUCCGCGACAACUCUUGUAUGUGAUCCAAAGAACAAAUUAAUAAAAAUUCAAAGAAAAAUGAUGAUGCACAUUUCUGAACAAAGGUAAUGAUCGCAAAGCUGUUCGUCGGCCAUUGAAAUUACUGUGAUAUUUGCAUAAUGGUAACUUUAGUGCUUGAGUCUUCAUACUUCUUGCUCAUGCAAUAAGUACUUGCACGAUCAAUUAUUUUUCCUUAUUUUCUUAAAACAUAUAUAAAUAUAUGUGCAA